AUAUACAUUAAGGACCAAUUUGAUCAUUCUCUGUAGAAAAGGUAAGAGAGAGAGAGAACCAAGCAGCAAUUGCAGAAAGAGUAAACGAGUUUUGAUUUGGAGCUGACGACAAUUUACUCUGAGAGUAGUAAUCGGUUGGAGUUCAAAAAUGGAGUCGAGGAGAGUGACGAAGACAUUGGAAGAUCAAUGGAUGGUGGAGCGACAAGUCCGGGAAAUAUAUGAUUAUUUCUACAGCAUUCCCCCCAAUUCCCAGUCCGUCAUCUUAGAGCUUCAACGCGACAAGCACUUCGGUUAUCUUACACGAGGCCUCACAAAACUCGGUCCGUCCUUCUCCGUUUUGGAUGCCAAUCGACCAUGGCUUUGCUACUGGACACUUCAUUCAAUCGCUUUGUUGGGAGAAUCUAUUGAUGCCAAACUGGAAAAUGAUGCAAUUGACUUUCUAACCCGUUGCCAGGAUAAAGAUGGUGGCUAUGGCGGGGGACCUGGUCAGAUGCCUCAUCUUGCAACUACUUAUGCUGCAGUCAAUUCACUCAUAACUUUGGGUGGCCCUAAAGCUCUGUCAUCAAUUAAUAGAGAAAAAUUGUAUACAUUUUUGCUGCAAAUGAAAGAUACAAGUGGUGGCUUCAGGAUGCAUGACGGUGGAGAAGUAGAUGUUCGUGCCUGUUAUACAGCCAUUUCCGUUGCAAGUAUAUUAAACAUUGUGGAUGAUGAGCUGAUUCAUGGUGUUGGAAAUUACAUCCUAAGUUGUCAGACUUAUGAAGGUGGAAUUGCUGGCGAACCAGGUGCUGAAGCUCAUGGUGGGUAUACUUUCUGCGGGUUAGCUGCAAUGAUUCUGAUCAACGAAGUGAACCGAUUGGACUUGCCUAGAUUGAUUGAUUGGGUGGUAUUUAGACAAGGAGUCGAAGGUGGAUUUCAAGGCAGGACAAAUAAAUUAGUCGAUGGCUGCUAUUCCUUUUGGCAGGGCGCGGUAGCUUUUCUUAUACAAAGAUUAAAUUUGGUGGUCCGUGAACAACUAGGGCUGUCAAAUGACCUCGGUACAGAAAGUGCAGAUGAUUCUUCAGACUCAGAGUUAUCUGCUGAAGAAGAGCAUUUGGAAGGGACAUCCUCGCAUGUUCAGGAGACUUGCCCUCAUGGAAAAGAAGGACAAGAAAAUGCUUCUGAUACCAUAAAGAUAGCAGAUACUGGAUAUGAGUUUAUCAAUCGACCCAUAGCGAUGCAACCUCUCUUUGACAGCUUGUAUCUGCAGCAAUAUGUUCUUCUCUGUUCCCAGAUGGAUGGAGGCUUCAGAGACAAACCUGGGAAGGGUAGAGACCACUACCAUACGUGUUACUGUUUAAGUGGUCUUUCAAUUGCUCAGUAUAGCUGGACCGACGAAGCUGAUUCUCCACCAUUACCCAGGGAUGUAUUUGGUCCAUAUUCCAGAAAUCUGUUGGAACAGGUUCACCCACUCUUCAAUGUAGAGUUGGAUCGGUAUUACGAAGCUCGCAAAUUCUUCUCAUGCUUGUGAAAAUGCUUCACCAAUAUAGCUUUAGCCGGAAUACUAGCACUGGCUUUUCCAAAGCGUAGGCGAAUCCAGGAUUUAGAGUCAUUGGGUUCAAAAGAGUCUAAUUGUGUUAUCUAUACAAUGUUUUUGCAUUUGUACACGUAUUAAGUGUUUAGAGUAGUGGGUGCUCCUGAACCCUCUAAGCUAACUUCCUGAGUUCUGUAAAAAUCAAUGUCGAAUGGCAGAUAUACAUGUUAAGUGACUAUAAUUUAUUAAGCUGGAAGCUGGUGAAUAGUGAGCAUAAAUUUCAUUUUAGGAAAACAAUUUGUUAUC
Capsicum annuum is the source of this 1816-nucleotide messenger RNA. Its product is annotated as protein farnesyltransferase subunit beta. Gene Ontology annotation, biological process: protein farnesylation. Lineage: Eukaryota; Viridiplantae; Streptophyta; Magnoliopsida; Solanales; Solanaceae. The record is from RefSeq and is a predicted model, not a curated record. The transcript is spliced from 14 exons. Gene Ontology annotation, molecular function: protein farnesyltransferase activity. Gene Ontology annotation, cellular component: protein farnesyltransferase complex. The coding region runs from base 149 to 1507 and encodes 452 amino acids.